Molecule: messenger RNA, 2469 nt
Organism: Cucumis melo (muskmelon)
Lineage: Eukaryota; Viridiplantae; Streptophyta; Magnoliopsida; Cucurbitales; Cucurbitaceae
Product: beta-galactosidase 7-like
Exons: 1
Coding region: 1-2469 (822 amino acids)
Biological process (GO): carbohydrate metabolic process
Cellular component (GO): vacuole; cell wall
Molecular function (GO): carbohydrate binding; beta-galactosidase activity
Source: RefSeq, a predicted model, not a curated record
AUGUUUAAGCUUCAAUGGCUUGUUGCAAUUACUCUAGCUUGCUUGACAUUCUGCAUAGCAGAUAAUGUUUCAUAUGAUUCAAAUGCGAUAAUUAUAAAUGGAGAACGACGUAUUAUCUUCUCGGGCUCAAUUCAUUAUCCACGCAGCACUGAAGCAAUGUGGCCUGAUCUUAUUCAGAAAGCUAAAGAUGGUGGACUUGAUGCAAUUGAGACAUACAUUUUUUGGGAUCGUCACGAGCCACAACGAAGAAAAUAUGAUUUUUCUGGACGUUUAGAUUUCAUUAAAUUCUUUCAGCUUGUCCAAGAUGCUGGACUUUAUGUUGUCAUGAGGAUUGGUCCUUACGUGUGUGCCGAGUGGAACUACGGAGGCUUUCCAGUGUGGUUGCACAAUAUGCCAGGAAUCCAACUACGAACUAACAAUCAAGUCUACAAGAAUGAAAUGCAAACUUUCACGACAAAGAUAGUGAAUAUGUGUAAACAAGCCAAUCUCUUUGCUUCACAAGGAGGGCCAAUAAUAUUAGCUCAAAUUGAGAAUGAGUAUGGAAAUGUGAUGACACCAGCUUAUGGAGAUGCAGGAAAAGCAUACAUCAAUUGGUGUGCUCAAAUGGCCGAAUCUCUCAAUAUUGGCGUUCCAUGGAUCAUGUGCCAACAAAGCGAUGCCCCACAACCUAUCAUUAAUACAUGCAAUGGAUUCUACUGCGAUAACUUUACUCCAAACAAUCCUAAGAGCCCAAAAAUGUUCACUGAAAAUUGGGUGGGAUGGUUCAAGAAAUGGGGCGACAAAGACCCUUACAGAACUGCAGAAGAUGUAGCAUUUUCUGUGGCAAGAUUUUUUCAAUCUGGUGGCGUCUUCAAUAAUUAUUACAUGUAUCAUGGAGGCACCAACUUUGGGAGAACAUCGGGAGGUCCAUUCAUCACUACAUCUUACGAUUACAACGCCCCACUUGAUGAAUAUGGGAACUUGAAUCAACCUAAAUGGGGGCAUCUCAAACAACUUCAUGCAUCAAUCAAGUUAGGAGAGAAGAUUCUCACUAAUGGCACACGCUCAGACCAAAACUUUGGAAGCUCUGUAACUUUAACGAAAUUCUUUAACCCAACAACAGGGGAGAGGUUUUGCUUUUUAAGCAACACAGAUAGAAAAAAUGAUGCCACCAUAGAUCUACAAGGAGAUGGAAAAUAUUUUGUACCAGCUUGGUCUGUGAGCAUUCUUGAUGGUUGCAACAAGGAGGUUUACAACACUGCAAAAGUAAAUUCUCAGACAUCUAUGUUUGUGAAGGAGCAAAAUGAGAAGGAAAAUGCACAACUCUCGUGGACUUGGGCUCCAGAACCUAUGAAAGACACACUACAAGGAAAUGGUAAAUUUGCGGCAAACCUUCUCUUGGAACAAAAGAGGGUCACAGUUGAUUUUAGCGACUACUUCUGGUACAUGACGAAGGUUGACACUAGCAGAACAUCUUCACUUCAAAAUGUGACUCUGCAAGUGAAUACAAAGGGUCAUGUGCUUCAUGCUUUCGUUAAUAAAAGAUACAUUGGGUCGCAAUGGAAGAGUAAUGGCCAGAGUUUUGUGUUUGAGAAACCCAUUCUACUAAAAUCGGGAACCAACACAAUAACUCUUUUGAGUGCCACGGUUGGGUUGAAGAAUUACGAUGCAUUUUAUGAUAUGGUACCUACGGGAAUCGAUGGAGGUCCCAUCUAUCUAAUUGGAGAUGGAAAUGUGACAACUGAUUUGUCAUCAAAUUUGUGGUCUUAUAAGGUUGGAUUAAAUGGAGAAAUGAAGCAAAUUUACAACCCGAUGUUCUCAGAGAGAACAAAUUGGAUUGCAUUAAAUAAAAAAUCUAUUGGAAGGCGAAUGACAUGGUACAAGACUAGCUUUAAGACACCUGGUGGAAUUGACCCAGUGGUCUUGGACAUGCAAGGAAUGGGAAAAGGCCAAGCUUGGGUAAAUGGACAAAGCAUAGGCCGAUUUUGGCCAUCUUUCAUUGCCGGCAAUGACAGUUGCAAUGCAACAUGUGACUAUAGAGGUGCAUACGACCCUAGCAAAUGUGUGCAAAAUUGUGGAAAUCCUUCUCAAAGAUGGUAUCAUGUUCCAAGAUCAUUUCUUUCGAGCGACAAAAACACAUUGAUUUUAUUCGAAGAAAUUGGUGGAAAUCCACAACAAGUGUCAGUUCAAACAAUAACAAUUGGAACUAUAUGUGGAAAUGCUAAUGAAGGAAGCACCUUAGAGUUGUCUUGUCAGGGAGGACAUGUCAUCUCUGAAAUCCAAUUUGCAAGCUAUGGAAAUCCAGAAGGAAAAUGUGGUUCGUUUAAGCAAGGUUCAUGGGAUGUGACAAACAGUGCUCUUUUUGUGGAGAAAGCUUGCAUUGGCAUGGAAAGUUGUUCAAUUGAUGUAUCUGCAAAGUCAUUUGGAUUAGGCGAUGUUACAAAUUUAUCUGCAAGAUUGGCAGUCCAAGCACUAUGUGCACAAAAUUGA